Molecule: messenger RNA, 4236 nt
Organism: Thalassophryne amazonica
Lineage: Eukaryota; Metazoa; Chordata; Actinopteri; Batrachoidiformes; Batrachoididae
Gene: fmnl1a
Product: formin-like 1a
Exons: 25
Coding region: 556-4155 (1199 amino acids)
Biological process (GO): cortical actin cytoskeleton organization; cell migration; regulation of cell shape
Cellular component (GO): cytosol
Molecular function (GO): actin filament binding; small GTPase binding
Source: RefSeq, a predicted model, not a curated record
GUUUCUGCUUUAUAUCCAACCUGCACCAUCUCUCUCGCUGCACCGACUAAGGACACCACAGUCACCUUUCAUUCUGGCCUCCGCCCUAAAACUCUGUUGCUGUUUUGCACAGGAAGUUGCUCUUCUGCUUUUGUGCUUCUGCGGUUUCUGCCUCUCACAGACAAACUCCCAUCUCCUUCCUCUCACGCAGCACUGAUGUCACCAGCAGAGACCACAAUCAACUAAAAUAAAGAAGCAGAACGGUGGGUUAUUUCAAACUGUCUCAGGCACCAUCAAGGAGCAUUUCUCAAAUGUGCUUGUCGAGGCGGAGGAGGAAGAGGUUGAUGAGAGGCCAUGAAGACCAGUCAUGUCAGUAGUCCUCUGGACUAAGGCAGAUCCAGUUAGCCUGGGUUUGGCCUUCCUGCUACUAGAAAGGUGGCUUGAUUGAGAUGCGCUUGCUGUCGUCUUUCAGACCGAACCACAUUUGUCAAGCCAUUUUUUUUGUGGAACACACCAAAUUCUCAGGAGAAGGAUUUUGUUAAAGCUUUCCACCUGGAUUACUUGUGGAGAUUAGUGAUGGGGAAUGCGGCUGCAGGGGGGUCGCAGCAGGAAGUGGCCGAGGGCCACGAGGCCAAGAACUCAGCCGGGACAGUUUCAGGAAUGAGCGAUUCCGCUUCAACAUUGCAGAAGAAGCAGCCGGCUCCCCCAAAAUUGCCAAUGCCCCCGGAGGAGGAGCUGAAGGAACGCUUCAACGUGGUGCUGAGCUACAUGAACUUGCCCCCUGAUAAACUGAAGAUACUAAGCCAAUAUGACAAUGAUAAGAAGUGGGAACUCGUGUGUGAUCAGGAGCGCUUCCAGGUAAAGAGCCCCCCUUCUGCUUAUCUGACCAAAAUCAAAAGCUUCUACCAAGAUCAAGGAGGGGUGUCCCGCAGGGUCAAAAAGCGGAUCCAAGAGGCCACCAAAGUUCUUAAAGAUUUGGAGAUAUCCCUUCGCACCAACCACAUUGGAUGGGCUCAAGAGUUCCUCAAUGAGCAGAACAAUGGUCUGGAUGUUUUGGUGGAAUACCUCUCACAUGCACAAAGUGAUGCCUCGUUUGACACGGAAGGACUUGAAAAUGGGGGCACCCUAUCAGAGAAAGAAAAGCUGGCAGAGAGCUCAAUGGAAGAUCUGACUAAGAGUCACAGCAGCUCACAGUUACAUAGUGUCGGCCGAACCGCCCGUGCACUGACCGUAAGAAUCAGCUCCACACUGGGAAGCAGAAUUCAUAAAAAGUCCCAGUCACCAAACCAGAGAGAUGAUGUGCACGUGUGCAUAAUGUGUCUGCGAGCCAUCAUGAACUACCAGUCUGGUUUCAACCAGGUGAUGAGUCAUCCGCGCUGCGUCAAUGAGAUCACCCUCGGCCUCAACAGCAGGAAUCCCAGGACCAAAGCCCUCGUACUGGAGCUGCUGGCCGCCGUGUGCCUCGUCAGGGGAGGACAUGACAUCAUUCUCGCUGCCUUUGACAACUUCAAGGAGGUCAGCAGAGAAAGGAACCGCUUUGAGAAGUUAAUGGAGUACUUCAUCAAUGAAGACAACAACAUUGACUUCAUGGUGGCGUGCAUGCAGUUUAUAAACAUUGUUGUUCACUCGGUGGAGAACAUGAACUUCCGGGUCCAUCUGCAGUACGAGUUCACCCACCUUCGGUUGGAUCAUUACCUGGAGACCCUCAAGAAUACAGAGAGUGAGAAGCUCCAGGUCCAGAUCCAGGCCUAUCUGGACAACGUGUUGGAUGUAGGAGCUCUGCUGGAGGAUGCUGAAAACAGAGGAGGCGUGUUGGACCAUGUAGACGAGCUGCAAGAUCACAAUUCACAGCUGAGCUCCAGACUUCAGGAGAUUGAGAAUCAGACUUCAGAGAGAAUAGCUGAUCUGGAGACUCAGCUCAUGCAUGCGAUGAAGGAGGCGGAGCUUCUCAAAGAGAGCUUGAGAGAUUCCUGUUCUCAGUUCAGUGCUUUACAGCAGAGAGAACGGGAGAGGGAGCUGGAUCGAGAACGGGAGAAGGACAGAGAGCGUCUGAGCACCUCUGCCCCUCACACACCGUCCGUGCUGGAGCAGAAGCUCCACAAGCUCCAGGAAAAGGGAUUAAUCCGUCUGGAGCGCAGAGCCUCAGGGGACUUGGACAUCCAGGUUGUACCCGUCACAGUGGUCGAGUACGUCGCGGCUCCAGCCUCAGUCACCCCAUCUGACAGUCAAGUCUCCGUUGUUCCUGAAUCGACCUCCCAGUUGUCUCAACUCCCUGCAUCCACCACUCUGCCCCCUCCUCCACCUCCCCCUCCACCCCCUCCUGGCAGUAGCUCUUCUCCAUCUCCCCCUCCUCCACCUGGUUCGGGACCCCCACCUCCACCACCUCCUCCACCUGGUUGGGGACUGCCACCUCCACCACCUCCUGCGCCUGGAUCCGGUCCACCACCCCCACCUCCUCCACCUGGUUCCGGUCCCCCACCCCCACCUCCUCCACCUGGUUGGGGACUGCCACCUCCACCACCUCCUGCGCCUGGAUCCGGUCCACCACCCCCACCUCCUCCACCUGGUUCCGGUCCCCCACCCCCACCUCCUCCACCUGGUUCUGGACUCCCACCUCCACCUCCUCCACCUGGUUCUGGUCCCCCACCCCCACCUCCUCCACCUGGUUCUGGACCCCCACCUCCACCUCCUCCACCUGGUUCCGGUCCCCCACCUCCACCUGGUUCUGGGCCACUCCCUCCACCUGGGGGUGGACCGCCUCCCCCUCCUGGAUCCCUCAGCAGUGGACCUGGACUUAAGAGCAAGAAGCCCAUUCAUACUAAGUUCAGGAUGCCAUUGUUUAACUGGCAGCCCUUAAAACCCAACCAGGUGACAGGCACGGUUUUCAAUGAGCUCGAUGAUGAACAGGUCUUAGGGGAGUUGAACAUGGGCUUAUUUGAGGAACAGUUUAAGACAAAGGCCCAGAGUACUUCUGCAGAUAUCUCCAAAAUCAAGACGAAGGCGAGCCAGAAGAUGCCCAGCAAAGUGUCUCUGAUUGAGUCCAACAAAGCCAAAAACCUCGCCAUCACUCUACGCAAGGGAGGAAUGAACCCACGCGAUAUAUGCACCGCCAUAGAAAUGUAUGACCAGAGUGCUUUGGCAUUAGAGUUUCUUGAAUUACUGGAGCACUUUAUACCAUCAGACUAUGAGAAGAAGUUGUUGCUUAACUACGAGAAGGAUGGUCGCCCCCUAGAGGAGCUCAGUGAUGAAGACCAGUUUAUGUUACGCUUUGGGAAGAUUCCUCGUCUGAGCCAACGGAUAAACACUCUAACCUUCCUGGGCAACUUCCCUGAGGUCAUCAAACGUCUGCAGCCGCAACUGAACUCCGUCAUUGCAGCAUCCAUGUCCAUAAAGUCUUCGGAUAAGCUGAAAAAGAUCUUAGAGAUUGUUCUUGCCUUUGGUAACUAUAUGAACAGCAACAAGAGAGGCGCUGCGUACGGUUUUCGACUGCAGAGUCUGGAUCUUCUGUUGGAGACCAAAUCCACCGACCGCUCACAGACGCUGCUUCAAUUCAUCACCAACAUCAUCCAGGAAAAAUAUCCAGAUCUGGCAAACUUCCACACUGAGCUACAUUUUGUGGACAAAGCAGCUCUUGUAUCCUUGGACAGUGUUCUCCAGGACAUCCGUGCACUGGAGCGUGGAAUGGAGAUGACCAAAAAGGAAUUCCAAGUGCAGAAGGACAGCCAAGUCCUGGAGGAGUUCAUCAGCAACAACAGCAAUCAGCUGAAAUCUUUAAUCAAAGAUGGAAAGACAGCGCAGGAAGCGUAUGGCUCAGUCGUGGAGUAUUUUGGAGAGGAUCCCAAAACCACGCAGCCUUCCAUGUUUUUCCCGAUGUUUGGACGCUUCAUAAAGGCCUAUAAGACCGCCCAACAAGAAAACGAGCUUAAGAAGAAAAUGGAGAUGGAGGCCAAAGAGGAAAAAGAAGCCCCAUCUCCCAAACGGGCGGGAACGCAAAAGUCGCCAGUGGCGCCUAAGAUGCCCCAGAUGGACCUGAUAGCAGAGCUGAAGAAGCGACAGGUGAAGCCUCAAGUGCGGGAAGGGAAGGACGGCGCCUUGGAGGACAUCAUCACAGAUCUGAGGAACACACCAUACCGGAGGACAGAUGGUCGACGGCCAGCGCAGCACCAGGACACUUAAGCCACAUCUGGUCCGGGAUUUGCAACGUAAAACAACAACAAACACAUCCAAGCAAAACUGGAACACAAUCAAACACACCAA